GUUUGCAGUUGUUGUUGGUUUGUUUUUGCAUUCUGUGAAAAAAAGUGUUAUCUCCCCCCUGUGUACGCUCGAUAGUUGCUUGCAAAAAACACAGGAAAUAUUCUACUUUCUGAGGAUAUACUGUUGUGUGUCGACAAUUUCCGUGGGAAAAGUGUAAAGUAUUGCAAACAAUUGGACGAAGCAAGCAAUUUGCCACUCAACCAAGCGAAAAAGGGAAAAUCAAAACCCACCCGCCUUUAAAAAAUCAAACAACAACAAUGUAAACCACCAGCUGGAGGGCGCCUAUCUCUCACUCUCUACGCAACGCAACGCAUCUUUGGUGCGUGGUUGCGCCCCUUGUUUGGGUGGUGCGGAGGUGGUGCGGACAAGCGACGACGCCGUCUCGGAGGUCAUCAUCGUGAUUGCCCUGCCAGGCGACUUUACCAUAGCAUAGCUUCUCUUCGUGGGUAAUUCCAACCGUCCAAGAAGAGAGCGACGAAGAGAGAGAGAGAGAGCGAGAGAAUAGUUGUGUAUUUGUGUCACCGUGUGAAUCAUUCCCGUGACGACGGCCGCACGGAGGGGAGGUCCACGGGGUUACACAUACACACGCCCACAGGCGGAGCAUUAUCGACAUCGGGUAUCGCGCCUAAUACCCUACCCCCUCCCCGGUUCAAGUGCGCUUCCCUUCCAGUAUGGAAAAACAGUCGGGCAGAGCGCACCACACGACGACGACGACGACGACAAAGAAAGAGCGCAAUUCAUCUGCUGCCGCCAUCAGUAAGGAAGGAGGCGUCACAAGCGCUGCUGGUGUGGACAGUCGCAGCAGCAGCAGCAGCAGCAAGUUGGAAAAGAACGUCGUACACCACCCCGACAGUACUUCCGGGGACCACUCUCCCGUCCAGCAACCCACAACACCAGUGGCCGCAUCCAGUGGUGGCGGUGCCGACACACCGGGUCCCAAGUCCGAGGACAGUCUGAGCAUCAAAUCGUCCGACUCGGUGACGACGAGCGGCGAGUACGAGAUCGUCCCCGAAGCGCCCUCCCCAGCGGAAGAGCUUGCGGACGGCAGUGGAGGUGCGCUGGCGGGUCACCGGCUGGGGCGGGACCCGAUACGCAGCACGGAAGCGAAUGGCUGCGGCCGCAGCGACGGUGGCGGUGACAUUGGUGCUGAUCUAGCUGAGUGCAUUGCGGACGACGGUGAGCAGGAGAAGCGCGGUGCUGGAGAAGGCGGGUGCAAGGAGGAGGCGGCGGGAGAAGGCGUGAGUAAGCGACCGGAAGGCAAAAAGCUGACCGCCAUCUCGCCGAUACUGAACAUCGAGGGUAGCGGCAACAUGAUGGAUCUGGAGAAGAACAUGAACGAGGUGAUACACGAGCUGGAGGAGGAGCGGACACUGAGCGGGGCGAGCGAUCCGAGCGCUUCCAAUAAAGCCACCCCAGUGGCCGUCCGGAGUCCCGAAAAGCACGGUUCAACGGCACAAGACGGCGGCACGAGCGCGUCGAAGAAGCCGCAAGUUCCCACCUCGCUGCGACUUGGGCUGCAAAGCUUGGGGGCCAACUUCGGCGGCGGUGGUUCUACCGACACGACGCCAAAUGCGCUGCUCUCCCCGGACGGGCUGAUCGGUCGCGGGGUAGGACAGUCCGUGUUCUACGACUGCCUGGAUAGUAGCCCGCUGACGGAGAAGAAGGACGACAUGAAACCGGUAGCAGGUGGCGGCGGUGGUGGUGGUGCUGCCGCCGGUGAAACCGAUGAAGAGCUGUCCGACAUCGAUCAGGACUGUACGAUAUUCAGCGGCGUCACGUAUCUCGGUGCGUCGCGCAUUAAUGCGCCUAAGUCGGAGCGCGAAAUACUGCAGAAAGUGACGGAAAUGAAUGCGGGCGGUGGAGGAGGAGCUGGUGCCGGUGUCGGUCCCGAACCGGGCAGUGGAUCCGACAGUCCGCUCGGGCUGAAAGUGUCCGUCAGCAUUCCGACCUGUUCCGAGGGGCUCGUAGUGUUGUACGACUGUGAGUCGAACGCGGUGGUGGCAACGUACGAGGUGCUGCGGAUACUGUUCUUUGCCCGCGGUCCGGUCGGUUCGCCCGAUCAGGCCUGCUUUGCCUUCACCUGGUCCCAUGGGGAAUCACAGGAAACGGCCGUCCAUCAGUGCCAUGUGUUUCGCUGCAACAUCCCGGAAGCGGUCACGCAAGUCAGCACCUGCUUCUCGAAAGCCUUCCAGCGCGUGCUGCCUCCGAGCAUACCGGCCAGCAUGACCACCUCCCUGGCAGAGAGUGGCGUCAACGUGAUGCUCUCCUCGGUCACGUCCGACACCGCGGGCAACCCGAUCCAGUCGGCCAUGUACGAGUUUGCGGUGUCGCUCGAAAUAAAGGAGAAGGAACGGAACAGCAGCUACGUGACGGUGCCGCGCGACGUCAAGUCCAGCUUCCGAUUGCGGUGCCGAACGGACAAGGAGGUGUGCAUUACGGUGCGGCAAGUGCCGUCCGACCGCUUUCCCUCCCUGCUGAUCGAACGGUGCUUCGGGGUGCUGCUGAGUCCGGGCCGAAUCGUGCGCCAGGCCGACAUGCAGCUGCUCGACAUGGUUAGCAUGGGGUACGUGAAGCCACCGGAAGGUAAUACACCCGCGAGCAGCGGCACAGGCAACAACGCCGCCAGCAGCAGCAGCAAUUGCGGUGGUGCUAACACGGCAAGUGGUACCAGCGGUGCGGCGAGCGGGGCAAACUUCUCCCAAUUUCCGUACCAAAUCAAGGCCGAAUGGAAGGCGAACGCGUUCGAGCCGCUCAACAUGGAGACGCCCAAAAAAGCGCUCACCGUCGCGGUGGAUCUAGUCAUCAAGGGUAUCCAGGAGCCGGUGCGGUUCGUGAUCGAGACGUGCGUCGCGAUCCUGUCCCAGAGCGAGCUGCGCAUCGUGCCGAACAUGUUCAGCAACAAGCGGCCGCUGCUGCUGCACUUCUACCUGACGCUGCGCGAAAACGGCGAGGGCACGUGGGAGGUGGAUUCGAUCGAUCAUUCGGACGAGAUCGUGGAGCCGCAGGCACCGUCCGCCGCGUCGUCGCUGUCGCUGAACUUUAACUUCAAAAACUGGACCUUCCGCAACUCGGCCAGCGUGCAGUCGAUGCAGGACUUUGACGACCCCAGCCCGACCGACUACAGCUCGGACGGGGACGAACCGCUGCUGAGCGGUACGGGCGAGGUGUCGAAGAACUGUUCCGCCGCCCAGCUGGACGAGUGGCAGGGCAUCAUCGUGGAGUGGUACCAGGAGGGGCCGGAAAAGCGGCCCAAAAAUCUGCCCGCCCUGGUGCGGAUGGGCAUUCCGGAGCCGCUGCGUGCCACAAUCUGGCAGCGGUUGGCGUGCGUGGAGAAUCGGACGGAAAUGUUCGACUCGUACCGGGUGCUGAUUACGAAGGAGACGAGCUGCGAGUCGGUUAUCCAGCGGGACAUCAAUCGGACGUUUCCGGCGCACAAGUUUUUCAAGGAAAAUGGCGGCACGGGCCAGGAGAAUCUGUACAAGGUGUCGAAGGCGUACGCGGUGUACGACACGGAGGUGGGCUACUGUCAGGGGUUGAGCUUCAUCGCGGCCAGUCUGCUGCUGCAUAUGCCCGAAGAGCAAGCGUUCUGUGUGCUGGUGGCCCUGAUGUACAACUACGGCCUGCGGGAUAUGUACAAGAUGGGCUUCGAAUCGCUCUACCUGCGGCUGUACCAGCUGAACCGCCUGAUGAAGGAUCAGCUGCCCGAUCUGUACGAACACUUUGCCCAGAUGGGCGUCGAGUCGCACAUGUUCGCGAGCCAGUGGUUCCUGACGCUGUUUACCGCCCGCUUUCCGCUGUACUUCGUAUUCUACAUCCUCGAUGUGUUUCUGCUCGACGGCAUACCGGUGCUGUUCCAGGUCGCCCUAACGCUGCUAAGCGUUUGCCGCAAGGAUCUGCUCGAGCUGGACUUUGAGGGCAUCCUGAAGUACUUCCGCGUGACGCUGCCGAAGAAGUGCCGCAGCGAAACGCAGGCCAAGAAGCUGAUGAAGCUUUCGUUCGAGUGUAAGGUGAAGAAGCUGAAAAAGUACGAGCUGGAGUAUCUGGCCAAGAAGGAGGAGACGGAGCGAAAGGAGCAGGAGCUGAAGCAGUACGAGCAGCGGUACGGCGAGGAGCGCACCAAGCUGCAGCAGGAAAUUGUGGCACUGAACGAAAAGAUUGAAGCGAUGGCACGGGAAGAUCGAAAGAAUGCGGGCAUUAUACAGGACUACAAGCGCAUCAUACAGCGACAGGAGGCGGAAAAUGGAAAGCUGCACACCAUGCUGGAUGAUUUGACGAAAACGAUUUCCACUUGCAGUAAAUGCACGGCAAGCAUACCACACUCGUCUCCGCUGCACAAGAGCUAUGGGAAAAACUUCCAUCAGGCGAAUACCGUCAACAACAAUAAUGAGCAGCAAACGCAUCCGCUUGCCACUGACCAGCCGGACGGUAGUAGUUCGGCUGGCACCGCGGGUAAAAAUGCGGCACCGUCCGCCGUUAUUGGUGGGCUUGGGCCGCUAGAUCCGCUGGUGAUUGCGUCGCAGCGAAUACGGGAGCUGGAGCUCGAGCUGGCCCAAACCAAGCUGGCACAGGUUGAGGCGGAGUGUAAGAAUCAGGAUCUUCAUCACCAGCUAAACACAACCGUUACCGAGCUGCAGGCGACACGCAGCAGCUGGCAACCGUGGCUGUCCAAGACGCUCAACUCGAUACAGGAGAAGGUGGCCACCAAGCGGGACGUUAAUGCACCCGCUCCCACGUUCCAGUCGUAUGCCACCACAGAUGCAAGCAUGAAAGGCAACUCAAACACUCUGCCACACGUACGGAACAACAACAACAAAACGCCCCUGGCACAACGGCACAGUGUAGCGCAGGUAAACUACUCCGGAUCGGACAGGACGGCCACCGAUGCGGACGGCAACGGGGAACCGGCGGUGCUAGCCCGGGCCAAGUACGACAGCAGCGUAAACAUACUGUACAAGGAUACACGGUGCAAUAGCUUGAAGUAGAUCGAAGGUGGCGCUGCUACUUGGUGCUGCGCGCAUGCUUUGUCCGCCAAUGGCGCCAAUGUUAUAGUCCAAUAUGCUUCGCACACGUGUGUUGCGAGGCGGCGCUGCUACGCCUAGUGUUUAAGAGAUGCUCGUUCGUAGCCGACACCGCUAUGUGUGUGUGAGUGUGUAGCUGUAUGGGAAAGCUAGAAGAGAAUCCCCCCCAUCGCGGUAAGAGCCAGCCAUCAUCAAUAUUCUUGUUGUUUUAGUGUAUUUUGUGGUUAGGAAGGAUCAGGGAAGAGGGUCAAACCGGUGCAAUCCUUCUUGCCAGCACAGAGAAGGAAACGUUUAUCGAAACGAAAGGCGACCCGCUUUCGAAUGAUGCUAGAAGAGCAGAAAGCAUCUUACAUACUACGGCUCGAUAUUACUGAUUCAGUUUCACAGUCAAACUACUUUAUACAAACACAUGACAAACCGGCCAUAGCGGUUCUCCCCACUAUCGUUGUUCUCACUUAUCUCUCCACGAAUUGUUCGAUUGAAAUAGCGGUACUAAUGAACUAUUUACCUUACUUUUUUGUGUUUAGCACCACCAGUGUUAAGAAACAUUCCUUGUGAUAGGGGUUCGAAAAAAAACUAUAUUCACGAACGCGUUACCAAAAUUACCUUUACAAGCCUGUGCGGCAUAUCUUUUUUUGCGUUUAAGGUACUAUUACUUCGAAAACGAAACCCGACCCAAAAGAGGAGGGUUAAAAUAUUAUUUAAAAUUGUUUUGGCAACAGUAACGAAUCGCGUCAAAGAAUAGAAUUUGAAUUAAUGGAUAGAAAGUUUGCUGAAUUGAUUACUCUGUACUAACUUUUCAAAGCGAAAUGUUGCCGUACUCUACAUUUUUAGUGUUAAAUUUCGAUACUUUACAUGUUCAUUUGAAUUUCCGUUUUGGUAAAACGAACCAAGCUUUUAAGUAUACGUUGUUUUCGUUUUAGUUGUGCUAGGGACGUAGCAACUACGAGGAAAAUUACCUUCUCACAGGAUGAUAUUUAGUGCUUAUGAGUGAUAGUUUGUCUUUGCGCUCGUGCUUGCAAGUGUUGCAGAAAUUCUAAUUGGAAUAGAUAUUCAUCUCAUGCAUCUCAUUUUAACUAGUUCUCGGUUGUAGUUUUUGCACAAGAGAGAGAGAAGGACGCAUAUCAUUGGUUAGCAGUGUGUUUUAGCCGAGCCACCAUUACCACCAAUUGUUAAUUGUUAGGGGUUUUUUCGUUUGAACAUUUUCCCGGGUCAGGUCUGGACAAAAACAAUCUCUCACAUUUUCCAAUCCAAUAUGACGCACGAACCACCUUUUCUCAACGGCGUAAGCAAAUUCCAGCUCCAGCCUAUCGUACGCGAAGAAAGAAGAAAUAGAGUAGCCCGAACAGGUGGUACAGCUUAAAAGCAGCCCGAUUUACACUGCAUCAGGAAAGGAGGAAAGGGAGAAAACGGCAAGCUUGUUCAGAACCGGCUAGUAGCGAAGGAACACGAUUAGGACGUAUAUGAUCCUCUGCGGUAGGCAAAAAGUAUAUUCACAUUCUCAACAUAUUUAUAAUUCCAAAUUAAAUAAAACCCCGCGGGAAAGCACCUGGUCAAA
Anopheles coluzzii is the source of this 6576-nucleotide messenger RNA. RefSeq names its product rab GTPase-activating protein 1 (gene GAPcenA). The record is from RefSeq and is a predicted model, not a curated record. Lineage: Eukaryota; Metazoa; Arthropoda; Insecta; Diptera; Culicidae. Bases 672 to 4982 code for a protein of 1436 amino acids. The transcript is spliced from 9 exons.